AUGGACGGCUCAUCAUUGGAUAAACCCGAGCAAAGCUGGGCAGAGGGCGAUAGUAGACGCGAGCAAUCCAGACAUCGCAGCAGAGAUACUCGUGAGGAAGGUAGUCGCGAGGCUGCAGCUGGCCGGGACACUUCCAAGCCAAGUGCUGCUGCCGCUACUCGACCUCCACACUCUUCCACAUACGCCAGCACGAGAUCGCCAUCACCAGACCGCCGUCACCAUAAUCAUCGGGACCGCGCGUCGAGUCGAAGCAGGAGGCGCUCUCGUUCACCAAUAUCUAGGCAGGAUUUGUCUGGCAGAAGGCGUUCCCGCCAAGCCCAAGAUCGAGCUUCUCAUCAGCAUCAACCUUCCCGCCGACACGCCGAAUCUCCAACGUCGCACAAACGUCGCACCUCGCGCUCGCCAUCCCUGUCGACCUCCCAUCAUCAUCACAGCAAACGACAUCGAAGCCGCAGCCACGAUCGACAUUCCUCUCCUUCCCGACGCCACGGAUCAUCGAGCAGGGCAGCGAGAAGUGCAAGGUCGCCGAGGCCUGCACGGGAUAAGGACGCACUGGCGGACAGAAGGCAGACCGCAGAUCAAGCAACACCACGUCGCCGGCGGUCGCGGUCAGAAGAGUCAAGGCGUCACACUGAUUCACAACGAGAGAGAAGGCCGGUCCCGCCCGACAGAUAUCCUAGGAGAGGAGAAUCCACAGAUCGCCAGCGUCGACGCAGCCGCGAUCGACGGUAUUCGCGCUCUCCGCCGGCAGAGAAACAGAUAGACAGAGCAUACGGAGAUACCAGAAGGCGACGUGACGAGGCGUACCCGCGUGGCUCGAGACGGUCCCCUGCUCGGGCAAGAGAAAGCGAGCGAGGAAGUCGCCGGGCGACACGAUCACCCAUCGGCUCGUCAGUCCGAGUCACGAGUCGCGACAGCGUGAAGAGGGAUCCUCUUUCCCACCGCAGACGCGACAACCGCUCUCGCGAGAGGUCCACUAGCCGGGACAGUCGUCGCUCUCGUAAGGGAGAAAGUGAAAAGGACUCCGAGAUGUAUGGUCGCGGCAACUAUGGUGGCUAUCCUCAUGGACAGUCACCAUAUCAUCACAAUUCUUACCAACAGUCUGGGCAUUCCCAUAAUGGAUCUCCAUAUCAACCAGGCUACCAGCAACCACCAUCGCAGCCCGGCGCUGCAUACUAUCAACCACGACCAGGGAAUCAAUAUGGUGGAUCGCCCAAUUAUCCCACCCGCGAGCCUUUCCCAAGGCCUGCACAGCGUGGUGGUGUCGCCGCAAGAGGUGGCAGAGCGCACUUUGCCAACUUGUCUUGGACUCCCGGUGAUGGUGUGAAGGGUGGCCAUCUGGUGCAACCUGGCGACAAGCCCAAAGACGGCACAACAAGUACGACCACGCCACAGCUGAAGUCGGUGAUAGCACCACCUGAUCCUGAAGACGAUGACAAUCCGUUCAGACCUCCCGCCGACUUGCGCGCCGAGGACGAGAGCGCUAACAAGCGACGGAAGAUUGAUACAAGCUCAGAGACUGCUGCAACGCCAAAGACUGCAGAAGAGCUGGCGGCACAGGCAGAACGCGAGAAGAACAAGAUCAGCUUCUCCAUCAAGGGGCGUGCAAGCAUGGCAUCGGCUGAGAAGACCCCGAUCGUCUCAAAGUCGAGCAAAGUAGAGACAUCGCCUCUCCUCGCCAAAAAGCUACCUGCUACGAUCUCGCCGCUGGUUCAAAGCACCGUCCAGAGCAAUAUGCCCAAGAGCUCGAACUAUGUCGGCAACACCCGAGUAGGACCUCCUCGACAGCCAUCGCCUCCGCGAACACAAAAGAAGAUGGUGAGAAAGAAGCGGAUCAAGCCAAAGCCGCAAUUGUCGGAAGAGCAUGCGAAAUCCGACAGUGUAUACUACAGGAAGACUGGCAACGACUCUGUCGUCGGCUCCGGCACAUACGGCAAAGUCUAUAAAGGAGUUCACGUAUACACUGGCGGGCUCGUGGCACUGAAGAAGAUCCGCAUGGAGGGCGAGCGGGAUGGCUUCCCCGUCACAGCAAUUCGCGAGAUCAAGCUACUGCAAUCGCUCAACCAUGUCAACGUUGUGCCUUUGCUCGAGGUCAUGGUCGAGCGCAAUGACUGCUUCAUGGUCUUCGAGUACAUGUCGCAUGACUUGACUGGUCUCCUCAAUCAUCCUACUUUCGCGCUGUCCGCAGGACACAAGAAAGAUCUUGCCAAGCAAAUGUUCGAGGGCUUGGACUACUUGCAUAAAAGAGGCGUUCUGCACCGAGACAUUAAGGCGGCCAACAUCUUGGUCUCGAGUUCUGGUGUUCUCAAGUUCGCAGACUUUGGUCUCGCGCGCUUCUACCAGAAGCGACAGAAACAGGACUACACCAACCGUGUCAUCACCAUAUGGUACAGAAGUCCAGAGCUUCUUCUUGGCGAGACUCAAUAUGGACCUGCAGUGGACAUCUGGAGUGCGGCCUGUGUGCUCGUUGAGAUUUUCACAAGACAUGCCAUCUUCCCUGGCGACGGCAGCGAGAUCAACCAGCUGGACAAGAUCUACCAGGUCCUUGGUACGCCAUCGCGCAGUGAAUGGCCAGGCGUAUCUGAGCUGCAGUGGUACGAGCUUCUGCGACCAGCUCACCGCAGUGCUUCGACCUUCAAGGAGAAGUAUCAGGACAAAGUCUCGCCAGAAGCCUUUGAGCUAUUGCAGGCAAUGUUCCUGUAUGAUCCUGCCAACAGACCGACUGCUUCUGACGUGCUGGAACAUCCAUACUUCACAACUGAAGAGCCGAAGCCCGCACAGGUCGUGGAGCUGGCAGACCUAGAAGGAGACUGGCACGAGUUCGAAUCAAAGGCAUUGAGAAAGGAGAAGGAGAGGCAGGAGCGCGAGACUAGGAGACGAGAGCGCGACGGGGAGAAACGCAAAGCGGAGGACGCGGCUGGAGGUGAGUCGAAGAGGCCGAAGACAGGCGAACCCGCAGUACCCACAGCAGGAUAG
Messenger RNA from Fulvia fulva, 2976 nucleotides. RefSeq names its product CTD kinase subunit alpha. The transcript is spliced from 2 exons. The coding region runs from base 1 to 2976 and encodes 991 amino acids. Gene Ontology annotation, molecular function: cyclin-dependent protein serine/threonine kinase activity; cyclin binding; ATP binding. Gene Ontology annotation, biological process: positive regulation of transcription elongation by RNA polymerase II; transcription elongation by RNA polymerase II; protein phosphorylation. Gene Ontology annotation, cellular component: nucleus; cyclin/CDK positive transcription elongation factor complex. The record is from RefSeq and is a predicted model, not a curated record. NCBI's taxonomy places the organism in Eukaryota, Fungi, Ascomycota, Dothideomycetes, Mycosphaerellales, Mycosphaerellaceae.